Merops nubicus (carmine bee-eater) is the source of this 1769-nucleotide messenger RNA. It is a transcript of the gene KDM1A, whose product is annotated as lysine (K)-specific demethylase 1A. The record is from RefSeq and is a predicted model, not a curated record. NCBI's taxonomy places the organism in Eukaryota, Metazoa, Chordata, Aves, Coraciiformes, Meropidae. The annotation marks the transcript as partial. The transcript has 16 exons. Gene Ontology annotation, molecular function: oxidoreductase activity; protein binding.
GGCAAGCAGGAGGACUGCAAGACGACAAUUCUGGAGGGUAUGGAGACGGCCAAGCAUCAGGUGUGGAGGGUGCAGCUUUUCAGAGCAGACUUCCACACGACCGUAUGACGUCUCAAGAAGCUGCCUGCUUCCCUGACAUAAUCAGUGGGCCACAGCAGACUCAGAAGGUGUUUCUGUACAUCAGGAACCGCACCCUGCAGCUCUGGUUGGAUAACCCAAAGGUUCAGCUGACAUUUGAGACAACUAUCCAGCAAUUAGAAGCACCCUAUAACAGUGAUACAGUCCUUGUCCACAGAGUACACAGCUACCUGGAGCGGCAUGGGCUGAUCAACUUUGGUAUCUACAAAAGAGUGAAGCCCCUUCCCACCAAGAAGACUGGAAAGGUGAUCAUCAUUGGCUCUGGAGUCUCUGGGUUGGCAGCAGCUCGCCAGUUGCAGAGCUUUGGAAUGGAUGUCACAGUUCUGGAAGCCAGGGACCGGGUGGGAGGAAGAGUUGCCACCUUCCGGAAGGGGAACUAUGUUGCUGACCUGGGAGCAAUGGUGGUGACAGGACNAGGAGGAAAUCCCAUGGCUGUGGUCAGCAAACAAGUGAAUAUGGAACUGGCUAAGAUCAAACAAAAGUGCCCACUUUAUGAAGCAAAUGGACAAGCUGUUCCAAAAGAGAAAGAUGAAAUGGUGGAGCAAGAAUUCAAUCGUCUGCUGGAAGCCACAUCCUAUCUCAGUCAUCAGUUGGAUUUUAAUGUUCUCAAUAAUAAGCCUGUCUCCCUAGGUCAGGCUCUGGAGGUUGUCAUACAAUUGCAGGAGAAGCAUGUGAAGGAUGAGCAGAUUGAACACUGGAAAAAAAUAGUGAAAACACAGGAGGAAUUGAAAGAUCUUCUUAACAAGAUGGUGAAUUUAAAAGAAAAGAUUAAAGAACUUCAUCAGCAGUACAAGGAAGCAUCAGAAGUGAAGCCACCUCGUGAUAUUACAGCCGAGUUCCUUGUGAAAAGCAAGCACAGAGACCUGACUGCACUUUGCAAGGAGUACGAUGAAUUGGCAGAAACACAAGGAAAGCUGGAAGAGAAGUUACAAGAACUUGAAGCCAAUCCACCGAGUGAUGUUUAUCUCUCAUCAAGAGACAGGCAAAUACUAGACUGGCAUUUUGCAAACCUGGAAUUUGCUAAUGCUACACCUCUGUCUACACUUUCGCUGAAGCACUGGGACCAGGAUGAUGACUUUGAAUUCACAGGCAGUCACUUGACUGUGAGGAAUGGGUAUUCCUGUGUGCCUGUAGCCUUGGCAGAGGGGCUGGAUAUUAAGUUAAACACGGCAGUUCGGCAGGUUCGCUACACAGCAUCAGGCUGUGAAGUGAUAGCUGUGAACACCCGAUCUACUAGCCAGACUUUCAUUUACAAAUGUGAUGCUGUCCUGUGUACUCUUCCCUUGGGAGUCCUGAAACAGCAGCCUCCAGCAGUCCAGUUUGUGCCACCUCUUCCUGAGUGGAAAACUUCUGCAGUGCAGCGUAUGGGAUUUGGCAACCUUAACAAGGUUGUGCUGUGUUUUGAUCGUGUCUUCUGGGAUCCAAGUGUCAAUUUGUUUGGUCAUGUUGGUAGCACUACUGCAAGCAGAGGAGAACUUUUUCUGUUUUGGAACCUGUACAAAGCACCAAUUUUGUUGGCCUUGGUAGCAGGAGAAGCAGCAGGGAUUAUGGAGAACAUCAGUGAUGAUGUCAUCGUUGGGCGGUGCCUUGCCAUCCUCAAAGGCAUAUUUGGCAGCAGUGCUGUGCCACAG